AUGCAACUCAACAUAAGAUUCUGCCUCCUGUCGCUGGCAUUUCUGCUGGCUGCACAGGCCAAACCCACCUUUGAUAAGAUGGCUGAGGUGCUGCUUGGCGUACUGGAUGAUAGUCCGCACUACGCAAGAGCGGGACCCUAUAGAUCAUACCCACCACCAGCACCGCUCAUACAGGAGGGUUACGAUCAUGGCUAUGAUUACUAUUAUGGCGGCGGCGGUGGACAUGUCCAUGGCAAUGGUGUGGUUGUUGGCAGUCCCUAUUCCCAGCCCCCGCCACCGCCUGCAUACGGCUACUACCCAAGACCAGCGCAUGGUCCAGUAAAGGGCUACUAUCCGGAACCGCAGUAUCCACAUGGCUAUGCACCUACAGCACCUACUUAUGGACAAGGCUAUGGCAGAUCGGGCGCAAUAGGACCCGGAGUUGGCGGCUACAAGCAACAUGGCUAUUAAAAUCCAUUUGCAUUUGAUACAUAUUUUAGAAAUUACUUAAGAUUAUAAGAAAUGUUUUUUAUACAUAAUUUAUUUAUAUGACU
Drosophila novamexicana is the source of this 533-nucleotide messenger RNA. It is a transcript of the gene Srg1, whose product is annotated as pupal cuticle protein Edg-91. The coding region runs from base 1 to 450 and encodes 149 amino acids. The transcript has a single exon. The record is from RefSeq and is a predicted model, not a curated record. Lineage: Eukaryota; Metazoa; Arthropoda; Insecta; Diptera; Drosophilidae.